Messenger RNA from Schistosoma rodhaini, 5498 nucleotides. Lineage: Eukaryota; Metazoa; Platyhelminthes; Trematoda; Strigeidida; Schistosomatidae. The record is from the annotation of a GenBank genome assembly.
AUAUUUAUUUCUAGUUAUUGUUUUAGUGUAAUUAUUGAAAUUGACUAUUAACUGGAUUUAUAAUUUAAAAUAUUAAUGUAAUCUAUACUCUUUUCAUAUCAGUUACGUAAUCGGAUACAUUCACUACCAAGUUAUUCUUUUAAAAUAAUUAACUAAAUCAACAAAGAAUUUUAAUGAACAAUAUUGAUAUGACCUGGCCUACAACAACAGUUACUGUAUCUAAUGAAAAAGCAGUAUUUGGUCAACGUAAUAGUAUAACGGAGAAAUCGUCUAGUGAUAAUAUACAGAAAUCAGUCUAUUCAUCUAUUCAAAAUGAUAUUAAAAACUUAAACUUAAAUUAUUUGAAUGAAGAUGAACGUCAAAAAGUUUUAUGCGUAGUCAAGAAAGACUUCGAAGUACGGGCUAAAGAACGAGAAAGAUUGAACCGAUUUCGUUCGAGUAUUUUAAGACGAGAUAGAGAAUUGGCUGCUAAACAUUUGACUUCACUUACGGAAAGUACAUCAUGUUUAUUAUGUGGACGUCCAUUUAUACUUUUAAUUAAUCCUAAACGUAUAUGUUACAAUUGUAAACGUGAAAUAUGUCGAAAUUGUUCAGAAUCUAUAAAUCAAUACAAUGAAUUCUUUUGUAGAAUGUGUUUAAAAGAAAAAAACUAUCGUGCAAUGACAUGUAAUUGGUUUUACGAAACAGUAAUUCAACGAUUCAGAGAAUUCGGAAGUACAGCUGUUGCUAAAAGUUUAUUUGGAUCAAGAUACAAACAAGUUCAAAAUAUGGCUGAAGAAGAACUUUGGAAUCUUUUAUUUCGAACAUCAUCGUCUAAAAAAAACUCCAUCGAAUCUAAAGAAUCAGAAACGUUUUAUUCAGCAGAUCAAGCUAGAGAAGCACAAAUUAAAAAAUUAAGAAAUCGAUUAGAAAAAUUAAUGGAAGAAACUUUAACUGAAUUGAAUGCAGUUGAAAAAAAUGAUUCAUUAUCACCAAGACAAAUUACUUGGCAACACGAAAGUUUGAGCAUGAAGUUUAAAAAGAAUGCCUGCCGUGAAAUGAGAAAUUUUAUUCAAAUUCUCUACAUAACAACUGAAAAGGAACGAAUGAGUCAAGGUAUGAACACUAAGAACAUUACUCCAUAUGUAAUGGAUACUUUAGAGUGUGAAAUUGGUCGAAUGGUUGGAUAUAGUGUAAAAGGUAUUACAGAUACAAACAGUUUGGCUGUUGAAGAUGAUAAAGAAUCUGUUACAAUGGUUGAUCGUGAUGGUGUAGAAGGACAGUUGGCUGAAGUUCUUUAUAAUAAACUCUAUUCGGACCUUAAUUCUACGAAACAAGAAACUGUUAAAAAGUUAUCAUUUCAAGCAUCUAGUCCAGCAUCAACUGAUACAAAUUUAAAUAAAUCAUCAUUCAAUUUCAUAACUGAAUCAGAUCAUAAUAAUAAUAAACAUGAACUCAGUGUUAUAGAAGGAUAUCCAAUCAGAAUGGAAUAUUCUUUACCAUAUAAUGAACAAUGCGAAUUUCAAUGGUAUAAAUUAAACAAUAAAAAUCAACGAGUCCCGGUCAAAUUUGAUUUUCGUAUUGAACAUGUCAUCACUGGUACAAUUAACAUGUCAUUUAAACAACAUCAACAAUUGAAUCAUCAGUAUCCGAAACAUCCAUUUGUUUUGUCAAAUUCAGGUUUUAUUACAAAUGAAACAAAACAAAAAUUGAAUCAAUGGAAUUGUAAAUUAUUAGAAUCUAAAUCAAACAGUAAUUUUAAUACUACUAAUAAUAAUAAUGGUAAUGUAGUUAUUUACCUACAACAUCAUCUCAUCAUAUGGGCAUGUAAACUUGAUGAUGCUGGAAGGUAUUUUGCAUCAAAUCAAUAUCCAUUGAAUUCAAAUGAUAUAUCAUCAACCAAAGAGAAGGAAUUUAUACUACAAGUAAUAAAAUCCAACCAAUCACCAGGUAGUCUACAAUGUUCACCAGAAUUUAUUGAACCUCUUAUUGUACAGCCUAUGAGCAGUACUAACAGUGAUCCUUUCAUUGAAAUGACGUGUAUAGUGACAGGCAAUCCUAUACCAAGAUGUUUAUUAUACAGAAAUUCAGUACCUAUUCCAGUGGUUGUAAUGCCUUUUCUCAAUAUCCAAUGUAAUGAUCCACUAUCUACAUUGAGUUCUUUAACGCAAAAAUACAUUGUAACAACAUCUCUGCUUGAUUUAAACAAAUCAAAUCGAUCAAACAGUUGUACUAGAAAAAUUACACUACGUCUUAAUCGGCCAUCUAGUUCAGAAGAUAUAGCUACCUAUAGUUGCCGUGCAUGGAACUGUUAUGGUCGAACUAUUACAUCAACUGUUUUAUCGGUGCAAGAUCAUUUCACUAAAUUCGACUGUCCCUUGGAAAAACCGAAUUUGAAUGACAAUAACAAUAUAGUAAAAAUUGAUCAAAUUCAAUCAACAGUAAAUACUUCUCAAAGUGCUCAUAAUGUAAGCUUGUACUUUAUACUAAAUACAUCAUCUUUUCAUGUUGUCACAUUCAUUAUUACCUCAGUAUUGUUAUCAAUUUUAUGAUCAAAAUUUAUCAUUUGUUACAGUUUAAUAAUAGUAGUAUAAAUCAAUUGUUCACUGGUCAUAUUAUGGACGAAAAUUUUCAGAAGUGUUAUCACAGACAACAAACUUAGGCGAUUAUAUCAGAAACUCUUUGCACGACGUUUAAAAACUAAAUUGAAGGAUUUUCUUAUAACCUUGUGACCAGUUUACUGUUGUAUUCUGCAGCCGAAUUCCGUCAUCAUGCCAUUUCCUAGCGAUUUACUAACUUAGUACAUAGGAAAAAAUGAAUAAACCAGAAUGAACUUUUUGCCAAAAGCCUAAUUGUUAUAUUUACAACUCAUUUGUAUAAACAUACUACUGGACCAACUCAAAUAUAAAGAUUUGAGUGAUGAUUCUACCUUGAUGAAGAAAUCGCCUAAAAUGGUAAGGUGUAACCUAUUGCUUAUGUACCACGUAACCCUGGAUUUAAAUUUGAUCUAUUCGGAACUCCCCAGCAUAACACUAAUUUUGCAGUCGGAAUAAAUUAAUUGUAAUAUAUCAUUCUAUUGUACUGAGCUUUAAGAGUUGGAACCCUUGGUGAGUUAUGUAUUCUUUUAAAGUCAUAGAUAUGAGUGACUGUUCAUUUUCAAUAAGCAUAAAUAUAGGAAAAAAUCAGCAAAUAUAAGUAAUUCUCUACCUAUUACUAAGGUAAUGUUUUGAUUAUAUUCCCAGUAGUAAAAAGUAAUACAACUCAAUUUGGAAUAAGUCAGUUAAAUCCACAUAAAUUGACUUUAGUAUUAUCAUCUAGACCAUAAAAUUGUACCCAUAAUUUAUUAGUAACAAAUAUUAUCUAACAAGCUAUCAUACACUAUGGGACUGAUCAUUAUGGAAACCGAUAACGCCAGAUAUAUUUGCCAUGUACCACGUUGUUUGAAUGACUGUCUGCCGUUAAAUUUUAAAUAUGAUCAAAUCUAACAAUCUUUCGACGGAUAUAUUGAUACUGCUUAUGUUUCGUAGUGGCUAAAGUAAAAGAAUUCUCUAGAUGGACAAUAUAUGGGAUCUCAUUUAAUUUAAGUCUAACCAACUUACAACAAGAAUAAAUUUCAAUGACACUUAUACUGGACCAUGCUGUAUAAAUUAUGCAUAAUGGCAGCAAAUACUGUGUCCUUCGUGAUAUGUACGGUAGUAUGAGUGUAUACAAAAUAGAAACGUGUAUAACCUGUAGUCCUAUAAUCAGUCAACAUUAGUAUUGUUUAAGUUGGUAUUGUGGCUAACAGCGAGUUCCAAGACAGGAGUUCUGUACUUUUUGGGACUCGCCAGCUGUAUGUUCCUUCAUCAGCACUUUAAUCAUCACACUGAAACUCAAACCCAACACCUGUCACCGCAAAAGCCAACGAUUUUUUCACCAAACCACCGGGUUCAAACAAGUGAUAGCUUUUCGUAGAGGGUACAAUACUAAUUCGUGAGGGCUUUUUAUGCACCUCUGUUAAUAUAUAUGACUGCAUUUAACCAGUGUUUACCAGAAUAUGUGCACCCUCAGCGGAUACAUGAACAAUAAAGCUGCUAACAAAAAAGAUAAUAUCGAGGCGUCUGCUCAAGAUUCACUUGUCAAUAAAGUAUAAUCAAGAUUCAGUACUAAAUAUCAACAACUGAAUAGCGCUUACAAAUAUUGCUUUAGUUUUUUCUAACUGGUGGAUCCAUAAAAACAGACGAUUGCAUAUCUAUCUUUGGAAAUAUACCGCCAACAAAUUUUCGCCUUCAAAGAAAUGAAAACAAUAUUUAACUAUUUAAAAGACCAAAUGAAGCCUUAAGGAAACUGAGUGUUUACAUUUAUGGUACAUCACACAGACUCCUAUCUCAAAGAAAUUAAGUGCUAGAGUCUAAAUGUUUUGUUCAUCCAGCUUAAACUGAAAAUCACAAAUAUGGUGUGGUGAUAGUAAUAUAUCAAAUACUGUGUCAUCUCUAAGUAAGAGGUAAACAUAAAAUCUUUAUUCAACAAAGAUCCUAUAUGUUUAUCCAGCGAAUUUAAGUAAUAGGAGUUAUAUCGGUUUUUGAAAAAUAAAUAUCCUUGUUUAAACUUAAAAGGUAAUAGCAUGAUUUUUUGUGUAUCGCAAAUACAAAAUCCUAUAAAUGCGCCACCAGACACGAGAAAUAUCAUACUUAAUACCUUCUAAUAUAACCCACUGGUCAAAUGAAAUAAUGAUACAUGCCAUUAAUUAACCUAAAGUCUAAAGACAAACAAACAACUAAUUACAUAUCUAUAAAAUCCAUUAGAAGAUUAUGAACCAUCGAUUAAGUUGCACAAGAAAACUCUGAAUCAAAUAGUGGAAUAUAUCUGUAAGACAGAAUUCAAAUCCUCAAUUAUUAAGGCGUCGAUGACAUGUCAAAAUUACAGUCAAUGAAAAAGUACCUGUUCCAAUUGGAGGACACCACAGAGCUGUGUCCGAUAGAUACUAAGUAUCAAACAAAAAAAAUAAAUUGAUCAAUAUGAUUUCAAAAUAAACAGGCUAUCAGAAAGAACAAUCGCUUGAUAAACAGCACAGGUAAUAACAGUGAAAAGGAAAUAUUAAUGCACAUAAGAAGUGCAAAAGAGAUUUCAAAACACUUUGAAAGUAGGAAAAACCCACCAAUUAGCAGCUUUCCUUGAUUCUGAAUAAUUUUACUAAGAAAAAUUCUGGUCUAUAAAAAUUUUUAGAUAAAAAAGCCAUUUGAAUAUGUGACAUUGAUCAUGCAACAUUGAACUACAUUGUGAAAUGUUUCUUUGGUUGAUAUAUUCUUUUUAAGUCUGCUUAUUUGAAAAUGCAGUCUAACAUACGGGAUUAUUGAAUGCUCUUUAUGUACAUAGAAAUACUUGUUGAAAUGAUUAUUGUAGGAGAAGCUUCACGUUUUUCUCGUGCAUUUUGGUACUUAAUAUCUAUUCAAUGAAGUUAUCGAUAGUCUUCAAAUUUUAUUAAGCUAUAUAAUGAUCAACUUUGUUUUUUCCAGAAUGAUGAUGCUCUGGUCAAAAAA